AGAGCAAGAAAACCAAGAGAGAAGAGUCCCCGUUGCCUCUCUCAGUCUCCUUAUGCCUUACUAUUUCUACUAGUGGAUUGAAAUAUUGUUUUGACUCACUCAAAGAUGAUGGGUUUAGGGUCUUUCGGUACUGGGGGUUCGUCAUCAUCCUUCUCCAAUUUAUCACCUUUAGCUCCACCUUUUACUGUUGAUCGGUCCAAUUCCAAACCCGGUUCAACCCAAUUGUUGAAUUUCAGUGAUUCAUCUUAUACUGGUACAGUACCAUUUGGACAGUCAUGGCAGUAUGCUGCUGCUGACCCAUCACCCACUGGAUACAAUUUUUUCCCUUCAGUUACUGAUUCUGUGCCCACAACUUGUAAUAUGCCUUUAUCACCUGAGUUUUCCCCUGCUGAUUCAGUUGAACCCGGUAGUCACUUUUGGUCAACUUCAAACCCAACUGUUCAUGCUUCGACUGACACGUAUUCGUUUGGCCGUGAGGGAUAUUAUGCCCCUUAUGUGCCUUCCAUAGUGAGCAAUGAACACCCAUCGGCGGCGGCGUUCAAUGAACCUUCGCUUGAUGUUUUGCCUAAUUCUGGUAGUAUUCAUGUUGAUGCAUCCUCGCAAGUUGAUUAUACCCAGAGCUUGUCUGGUUUGGAAUACCCGCAUUGGAGUUUUUUUAGUAAAGUGGCUGAUGGGAAGCAAGAUGAGAGGAAUGGAGUUAAUGGAAGUUUUUCCUUGGGGAAUGUUAAUGCUGGUGCUUCAUAUGGUUACAGGAAUUGCAUGUCUCAAGGUAAUUCACUUGAAGGUGUGAACAUAGCUAGAGAAGAUUCUGGUGCUGGAAAUUUUAUUGAUGGAGUAUAUACUGGGCCUUCAAGUAUGGGACAUAUGGAUGCCAAAUCAUAUCUCACUCAAGAACCAAUCUACCAGUCUCUUAACUCAGAAACAGCUAUGGGUUCAAUUCUCCCCGUGUCUUGCCAAGUGGGUCUUUCUUUAGGGUCUUCUAAUAAUUACUUGAACUAUGAAAACCCUUUUACUCCACAUGAGAGAUUCUUCCAACCCCUUGAUUCUUGUCCCCGUGAUACUACAUCCACAUCAAAAUCUUCUCCUGUAGUGGUUAUCAGACCAGCACCUUCUGGAAGUCGUUUCUUCGCACCAAAGAUAGACUUGCACAAAGAUGUGGAUAUUUGCAAAACUGGAGCUACAAACAGUGAGAAAUCAGAUGUCUGUGAUCUGUUAAAGAGUCAGGAAACUCGGCUACCAAUAGAUUCUCCGAUUAAAGAGUUUUCCUUGGGCUCAAGCACACCGCCGGACUUUGACAAGAUCAAAAACAUUUUUUUUGCAUCGUCGUCAGUUAACAAUCUGUGCUCGACCCGUCCUUGUAGCAGCAAUAGCAUAGAGAUUGCAGUUAAAGAAAGAUCUGGAUCUCAAGCUCCUUGCGCUAGUGCACCACCUGUGACUUUUGCUGAGAAAUGUUCAGAUGCUCUAGAUCUUCAUAACCCAAAUGUAGAUUCACCCUGCUGGAAAGGUGCUCCUGCUUUUCGUAUUUCUCUCGGCGACUCUGUUGAAGCUCCAAUCCCGUGCCUCUUCACAAGCAAAGUAGAAUUCGCUGAUUUUAGUCAAAGCAAUCCUUUAUUUCCUCCAGCAGAAUAUUCAGGGAAAACUUCCUUAAAGAAACUUGGCGAGGAAAAUCUGCAUAACCAUAAUGUAUAUGCUGGAAAUGGUCUGUCUGUUCCUUCGGUAGGCACUGGUACUAAUAACUACACCACAAAAGAACUCAGGACCAUUGAUGUCACAAAAGAAACAUUUGUGCCUAUGGAUCUGUCCAGCAAUGGUGGGAUACCUAAAUUUUCUGAAGAUCUGAAUAAGCCUAGCAAAGGAUAUAGUCUACCUCAGUACUCUGAAAAUGAUUGUCAACUACAAUAUUCCUGGGGCAAGCACCUUAGUGUUGAUGAUCACCAAUAUGGACCCAAAAAGCAUAAUUUGCCUGAAGGUUAUAUGCAUACUGGUUUGAACCUCAAUGACACAUUAGAGGGUGGAGUAGUUGCACUAGAUGCUGCAGAAAAUGUUUUACGUUCACCAGCUUCUCAAGAAGAUGCCAAGCAGGCCCAACCAUAUCAAAUGGGAUCAAGUCCAAAGCUGGAUGUUCAAACACUUGUGCAUGCAAUUCAUAACCUUUCGGAACUACUUAAAUCUCAAUGCUUGGCUAAUGCAUGUCUACUGGAGGUUCAAGACUAUGACACCCUUAAGAGUGCAAUUACCAAUCUGGGUGCAUGUACUGCUAAGAAGAUUGAAACAAAAGAUACAAUGGUUUCCCAGCAUGACACUUUCGAAAAGUUCGAAGAAUCUCACCGCUCUUUUAUGGGCACUGAGACAGGCCACCCUCAGUUUAUGGAAGAAGUUGCUUGGGAUUCUUGUGGCCUCGAUAAUCAGCCCACGCCUGAAGAUAAGAGCAAGAACAAUGGUAAGAAAACUGAGAAUUCACCCCUUCUAACUCCUGCAGAUGACUUGGGGGAUUCAAAUGAAGAACAAGUGGUCCAGGCUAUAAAGAAAGUCCUCAAUGAGAACUUUCUCUCUGAUGAAGGAAUGCAUCCCCAAGCCCUUCUUUUCAAGAAUUUAUGGCUUGAAGCUGAAGCAAAGUUAUGUUCUUUAAGCUAUAAAUCUCGUUUUGACCGUAUGAAGAUUGAAAUGGAGAAGCAUAGAUUCAGCCAAGACUUAAACCUGAAUUCCUCAGUGGCACCUGAAGCUGAAAAUGACUCAGCGUCAAAGAUUACCACUCAGAGUACCUCUACUUCAAGCAAAAGUGUCCACAUUGACGAUUCUGUAAUGGAGAGAUUCAAUAUUUUAAAUAGAAGGGAAGAGAAGCUGAGUUCAUCAUUCAUGAAAGAGGAAAAUGAUUCUGUUAAGGUUGGCAGUGAUUCUGAGGAUUCUGUCACAAUGAGACUAAAUAUCCUAAGGAAACAGGGAAACAACUUCAGUUCAUCAUUCAUGCAAGAGAAAAAAGCUUCUGAUAUAGUUUCCAGUGACACUGAGGAUUCUGUUAUGGAAAGAUUCAACAUCUUAAGACGACGGGAAGACAACUUGAAAUCAUCUUUCAUGGGAGAGAAAAAGGAUCAGGAUGUGGUUGCCAAUGAUGCUGAGGAUUCUGUUAAGGUGAGACUCAACAUCUUAAGACAGCGGGAAGACAACUUGAAUUCAUCUUUCAUGGAGGAGACAAAGGAUCCAGAUAUGGUCACUAAUGAUGCUGAGGAUUCUGUUAUGGCAAGAUUCAAUGUAUUAACACGCCGGGGAGAGAACCUGAAUUCACCGUUUAUGGAGGUUAAAAAAGAUCUGGACAUGGUUGCUGCUGGUUCUGCUGAUAUGGAGAAUCAUGGAUUGAUAAAUGGAGAAGUAUCAGGCGAUCAGAGGGCAAAUGUGGUCAUAGAACCUUACUUUUAUCAUCACAGUAUUAAUUCCAGUGAAGGAUAUAACUCCUUUGGGUCUUACGCUGAUGGUUCUGGAUAUGACUCCAUGAAACAGUUUCUUCUCUCUGUCGCGGAUGAUCCAAUUGUCCAUUCAAAUAGGAAGGCCAGACUGGGAAAUCACCACUCAUCAGGUUUGUAUGAUAAUUCUUCAUCAGAUUGGGAGCAUGUUGCCAAGGAUGAGUAUGUUUGACAUCUGAUGAUAUUUUGAUGUUACUCUUUCCAGUCGACAUAUGAAUACACUGUAUAUGUUGUAGAGUAGACGGAACACUACGUAUUCCUAUUCUCUGCUUGCUGAUACUGCAAUAUCAUUACUCGGUUGUGCUCAUCGUUUUAUUUCUUGCUUACCUGUGCAGUCAUUACUAUAGUACUUAAA
Messenger RNA from Solanum verrucosum, 3813 nucleotides. RefSeq lists its product as uncharacterized. The transcript has 6 exons. Bases 106 to 3630 code for a protein of 1174 amino acids. The record is from RefSeq and is a predicted model, not a curated record. NCBI's taxonomy places the organism in Eukaryota, Viridiplantae, Streptophyta, Magnoliopsida, Solanales, Solanaceae.